GCGGCAAAUGAGGCUGGGCGGCGGCCCCUGAGGCGGGCUCCGUCCCGGUGGCGCCGCCGGUCCCGUCGCCGUCCCCGUCCGGGGAGCAUGGUGCCCUAGGGGCCGGGGGCGGCGGGAGGAGGGGCCGGGCCAUGUCGAAGGUGACCCGGACCCUGCUGCAGCGCUGGGGCGCCAGCUUCAGGAGGGGCGCCGACUUCGACUCGUGGGGGCAGCUGGUGGAGGCCAUAGACGAGUAUCAGAUAUUAGCAAGACAUCUUCAGAAAGAGGCCCAGUCUCAGCAUAAUGAUUCUGAAUUUACUGAAGAACAAAAGAAAACCUUAGGAAAAAUUGCCACCUGCUUGGAAUUGCGAAGUGCAGCUUUACAGUCCACACAGUCUCAAGAAGAAUUUAAGCUGGAGGAUCUGAAAAAACUAGAACCAAUCCUAAAGAAUAUUCUUACUUAUAAUAAAGAAUUCCCCUUUGAUGUUCAGCCUGUCCCACUAAGAAAAAUUUUAGCACCUGGUGAAGAGGAGAAUUUGGAAUUUGAGGAAGAUGAAGAAGAAGGUGGAGCUGGAGCAGGGUCUCCAGACUCCUUCCCUGCCAGAGUUCCAGGAGUCACUGAAGGUACUUUAUUACCAAGGUUGCCAUCUGAACCUGGAAUGACGUUACUCACUAUCAAAAUUGAGAAAAUUGGUCUGAAAGAUGCUGGGCAAUGCAUCGAUCCCUAUAUUACAGUUAGUGUAAAGGAUAUGAAUGGCGUAGAUUUAACUCCUGUGCAAGAUACUCCUCUGGCAUCAAGGAAGGAGGAUACGUAUGUGCAUUUUAAUGUUGACAUUGAACUCCAGAAGCAUGUUGAAAAAUUAACCAAAGGUGAGGCACUCCAUUUGGACCCAAGUUCCAAGGCUGUGCACACGUUUCUGAACAUUGUUAAACUUCUAGUAACUUGUGCAGCUAUUUUCUUUGAAUUCAAACACUAUAAGCCCAAGAAAAGGUUUACCAGCACCAAAUGUUUUGCUUUCAUGGAGAUGGAUGAAAUUAAACCAGGGCCAAUUGUAAUAGAACUGUACAAGAAACCCACUGAUUUUAAACGAAAGAAACUGCAGUUGUUGACCAAGAAACCACUUUAUCUUCACCUCCAUCAAACGUUGCACAAGGAAUGAUGCUGACAUGAUUCUCCUGAAAUUUCUGUGAACUGAACCACUCACUAUAAAUCACGGUAGCUCUGUGUAGCACAUUCUUCUUUUAACAGGCAGGAAAAUAGCCACCCUCAUGACCCUUGGUCACAAUGAUGCAGAUCUGGACCUCACCGGUAGAUGUCUCGCCCGUCACCCAAAUAUGAGAUGCUUAGGCUUCCUUUGGACACAGAUUUUACCACGUAAUUUUUGAAAUCUUUUGUGGCAGUAGUGUGAUUUGUCGAGUCUAACUUUUGUAACUUACCACAGUUUCUGUCCUUCCAUUCCCCCCUCAAAAAAAACCAAAACUAUAACAUGGGUGGGAAAUGCCCUUUUCCCAACUUGAAUCAGUAAUAAGAAUGUGCCAUCUGCUUGUUUUUUGGCAUCAGUGCAUUUCCUUAAACAUAGAUUAAUCGUCACCUCUUAAUUAGCAGUGGGAGGAGCUUGGUAGGGGAGAGAUUUUUCACGUAGAUAGAGGCAUCCACAACUGACAGAGGCUGCUGGUCAGAAAUGGCUUUCCACCUGCCACCCCCAGGAAUUUGUCCAUCAGGGGCAGGCUAAAGAAAGGGAGACCACAGUGGAGCCUGGAACUUCUCGGUGUACAUGAGUCCCGAUUGGGGUUUUCCAAAUUGCAUCAACCAUUUCUUUGUAUUCUGAACACCCUAAAUGCCUAGAACAGUACACUAGUGAAAUUGAGAGAUGUCACCUAGAUUAGUAUUCCCAAUCAUCAUGCCAUUGUUCUUCCUGGGCAUGUGUGAAUGGCUGAUAGGAGAAGAGCCUGGAAUUGUUGCAAAAUCAUUUCCAUUUCUGUGAAAAUGCUUAUCAAAAAGUGGCCUAGGUGGCUUCUAAGAUGCCUGGCCUAAAAACAAUCCAACUCAGUUGCCUAGGAUACCCCCUCCGGGUGGGGGGGGGGGUGGUCUGCAGUUUUACUGAAAACUGAUUGUGAGUCUUUGAAAACUUGCAUAGCUCUUACAGUUAUUUUUAUGCAAGGCUGGAAACUUUAAAUUUCUUUUGUGAUAUAGAUAGCUAGGAUUAGUAGUUAUUUUUUAUUCAAAUGUGUUGAGAUUCGUCCAUAUGAAAAGAUGCAGGUCAUUAGCUUAUUAUAAUUUGAAUAAUUACAUUACUUUUGAUUAAUAAUAAAGGGACAUAAAUAGAACCCAGACAGACCUUCCAUAUAUUCAUUAGAUGGGAUAUUUAAUACAGUACUUUAAGGUCUGUGUGAGCUUUAUGUGGAUUAUAUUUAGUACCCAUGUACUUUCAUAUACAUUUUUAUAUACUAGUAAGAAAAUCCAGCAGCAGGGGAUUGCAAUGUCAGCUUCUUUUAUACCCAACAGACCUACCAUUCGUUUGCUUCGUGUAUCAUAUAACACUAACCAGUGACAUAAUUUUUAUAAGAGAGCUCAGUCAAAAUUAUUCAUUCGGGCCUCAUUUGGGAGAUGUAUGUUUUAUUUACACUAGUUUGUUUAGAGCAUUUCUACUAAGUGUUGGAUAAUAGUGUAAUCAAACUGGGCAAGUCUCCCAAUAGUUGGCAACUAAAUUCGAUCAAAUGUCUCUUUUCCCAUCUCUUGAAGUAGGUGGUGAAAAAAUCCCUCAUCUGCACAGUUACAAAGCUGAGCUGCCAAAAUCCAGCCUCACUACUAGUGGAUGAAGGAUUUGCCACAUAAAAUCCAGAGUUGCCACUUUAUAAGCUCCUGCUAACUGGUGGCUUGAUAAAUAUGAUUGAUCGAUUGGCUUUGAGAGCAGUCGUCGGACUCACAGACUGCAAACUCCUUGAGGGCGGAGAUCGAAUCUUCAGCAAAUUAUGUAAACUCCUUAGAGUACUUUGCACAGAACCAUUCACCCUGGGGGUGCUCAAUAAAUAUUAAUGAUGAUGCAUUUUUAUAAGUACACCAAAUCAUCACAAAAAUACCUUCUCAAUUAAAAUGUAACAACCUGUUA
Ornithorhynchus anatinus (platypus) is the source of this 3089-nucleotide messenger RNA. RefSeq names its product axin interactor, dorsalization associated (gene AIDA). Gene Ontology annotation, molecular function: phosphatidylinositol binding. Gene Ontology annotation, cellular component: membrane. The record is from RefSeq and is a predicted model, not a curated record. The transcript has 12 exons. The coding region runs from base 132 to 1139 and encodes 335 amino acids. NCBI's taxonomy places the organism in Eukaryota, Metazoa, Chordata, Mammalia, Monotremata, Ornithorhynchidae. Gene Ontology annotation, biological process: determination of ventral identity.